Messenger RNA from Neurospora tetraspora, 564 nucleotides. RefSeq lists its product as uncharacterized. Lineage: Eukaryota; Fungi; Ascomycota; Sordariomycetes; Sordariales; Sordariaceae. Bases 172 to 444 code for a protein of 90 amino acids. The record is from RefSeq and is a predicted model, not a curated record. The transcript has a single exon.
AGCUUACGUUUUUGAGCAAUGUUCCGUAUACCUCUGGGCCUUUCGGCAAUGAGGUAUCGACACUCCUAAGCACAUUCUCAUCUGUCAUGUACCCUUCUCUCCGUCCUAACGGCUGUGUCAGUCGGCUAUCAGGUACCGCAUAUCCUUCGGAAUUCAGUGGUUCUCGUCUAUAUGCUCAAACACUUCACCGUGGGCAUCGAACUCCUCGAGACAAAACAUGCAGGUAUAGUCAUCAGGGUCCGAGUUGAGCCGUCUGACAUACCGUCUUCGUUCCUCUUCGAGCUCCCGUGCUUCCUUCAGCUUUUGCCGAUGUCGCUCUUCCUUCUUUCUUGCUUGUUACUCCUCCUCCUUUUUCCAGGCCUUUGCAAGCUCUUCGAGCUCUUGCAACUCCUGGAGCACCCGUUUUUGCUCCUUUUCUUCUGUCCGGCUAUUUUUCUUCAAUAGGAGCCGUUCGUGCUCUUCCUCUUCCUCUUUCUCUUCCUCUUGCGCCGCCGCCGCCCGCUCCCGCUCCCGUUCCCGUUCCUGCUCUUGUAUGAAGUUCACGAUCGUUUCCAGAUCCCGUUC